AUGAAGCCGUCGGACUCAGGCAGCCCUCUCAUUCGGCGCAAGUCGUCGACACCACACUACCAGACCUUCGGCGGCAUCAAUCCACCCAAGUCGAAGGGAAAGCCGUUCUCCGUCGAGUCCUCCAAUUCAUCCAGCCAUGAUCUGCCCCACGAACAUGAUCACCACCACAGCUCUCCGCUUCCGAAGAAACAGAUGACAAUACUUGCCAUCAUAGCCUUGUCGGAGCAGACAGCACUCAACUCGAUAUCACCAUACUUGCCUAGUAUGGCCGCUUCGUUUCCGGACGUCGACCGGAACCAGGUCGGCGUGUACGUCGGCACGAUUGCCUCAGCAUUUGCACUGGCUCAAUUGGCCACAAACUUCUUCUGGGGCUGGCUAUCAGAUCGAAUAGGCCGAAAGCCGGUCAUACUUAUGGGCACUGUGCUCACUGCGGCAUGCUUUGUCGCUUUCGGCUUUUGCAGAACAUUAUGGCAGGCUGUCAUGGUGCAGGCACUCAUGGGUCUCUCCAAUGGCAACCAGGGCGUGGUCUCGACAUGUCUGGGUGAAAUCACUGAUCGCAGCAACCAGUCGAAAGCCUUCACAUAUCUGCCGGUGCUCUACGGGUUAGGCGCAAUUACUGGUCCUAUUAUUGGAGGGUUACUAGUCAUGGAAACAAAUCCGCUGACUCACAAGCCCGCGGGAUAUCCGUUUCUACUGCCAAACCUGUUUUCGGCCGCUAUACUGAUGGUAGACUUUGUGCUCACAGCCAUCUUCCUUGAGGAAAGUCUGGAACAAGCUCACUACCUACCGCCUCUAGGGAAACGUGUGAAGAAUCUCUUCUCCUGGCUGUGGCAAUUCACCAGCUCUACAAGGCCGAGCUAUCUACGUGGAAAGCAUAGGCGGCCGUCUCAGCGAGGUAGAGCAACGGACGAGGAGGAUUCUGAGGACGAAGCAGAGCCCGAGAUGCCCAGCCUCAUGCCGGUUCUGUCUGCAGAAGAGCUUACUAAGAAGGACAUCUUGAAUCGCGACACAAUGUUGCUGCUCAUAACUUACCUCAUCUUCCAAUUAUCUAAUGUUGCCUUCAACUCACUCUACCCGGUCUUCGCCCAGGCCGAAGCACCACAAGGACGAAACCUCAAGCCAGGCGAGAUCGGUCUGUCGUUGGCCUUUGCUGGAGCCAUUACUAUUGUGUUUCAGGUUGGCGUCUUCGGCAAAUUGCGUGACAAGAUGGGAAAUAAAGGAGCGUACAGGACAGGACUCUUUGGAUUCGUGAUUGCCUUUGUCUUGAUGCCUUGGGUAGGCUACAAGACGGAUGGCAAGAUUGGCAUGUCGUCUGGAGCUGUCUGGAUGUGGCUCGAGAUUGGUGUGGUACUGCUUGUCAAGACCGUCUCAUCGGUGGGAGGCUUGACCAGUGCAUUGUUGCUGAUUACGAACUCAGCUCCAAACCACAAUGUACUUGGCACGCUCAACGGUCUAGCCCAGACGCUGUCGGCAGCAGGCCGAGCGGUGGGCCCGUUCCUGUCGGGAGGCCUCUUCACCGUCGCCUUGAAGGUGCAGCCAAAGGGCGAAGCGCUUGCAUUUGGUGCCUUUGGCAUUGUGGCAUUUAUUGGGUUCUUGCUAAGUUUUGGCAUUCGUUCUCCAGAUCUAGAAGCAGAGGGAUGGGAGUCUGGCAGUGAAGCAAGUGAGCCUUCAGGCGACGAAGAAGGGGAUGGGAGGUAG
This is a messenger RNA of Cyphellophora attinorum, 1698 nucleotides long. RefSeq lists its product as uncharacterized. Gene Ontology annotation, molecular function: transmembrane transporter activity. The transcript has a single exon. NCBI's taxonomy places the organism in Eukaryota, Fungi, Ascomycota, Eurotiomycetes, Chaetothyriales, Cyphellophoraceae. The record is from RefSeq and is a predicted model, not a curated record. Gene Ontology annotation, biological process: transmembrane transport. Bases 1 to 1698 code for a protein of 565 amino acids.